AUGUCGAACUUUGCACCAAUAAUAGAAAUAAAUCCAUUUGAUCUUGAGAAUCUUAUUGAAUUUAUUUCUAAACAUGAGAAAAUUCUCAAAGAAUUUGGUGGAAUUAAAAUUCAGUUAAAUUUUGAAUGUCAAUUAGCGUUAAAGAAAUAUUACACGCCACCUAUAUGCUCAACUACACAAAUAAUAACAAAAAUUAGUGGAAACAAAGUUCUUGAUCAUAUCGUAUCAUGUUUAACAAGAUCAAGUGGACCAGGUGGAAUCUAUCCUUUAUCCAAUAAUGAACAAGAAUUAUUUUCACUCGUAUAUCAUCAUCAAGGUGGACCUCGCCACUGGCUGAUUAUUCCCGCAUAUCAACGAGAAUAUCUUCGAAAAAUUGUAAAUGAAGAAAAUUCUUUAAUUUGUCUUGAACAUGGACAAUUAUUAAUUGAUCCAUUAUUUCUUGACAAACAUCAUAUUAAAUACCAUAAAUUAAUCCAACGUCCAAAUGAAUUUAUUAUUUUAUCAGCUGGAAUUUUAUCUCAAAGUUUUACAGAAGAUUCGAGUUGGAGCGAAUCAAUUCCAUUUGCUUUACCAAGUUGGAUUCAACAAGGUUAUGCAUUUCCCUCACGUUCACAUUCUCAAUGUAAUCUUCAUCUUUUUGCAUCUUCAAUUCCAAUACAUCUCAAUUUACUUGAAAAUGAAUUUAUACUACAAUAUCUCGAUACAUCGACUAAUCAACAAAAUUUGCCCAUUGAUCAAAAUAUAAAUCUUCCAUUAAUCAAUCAAAACUUUAUGGAAGACGUUGAUACAACUGUAAUCAAACAUGAGCCAUUAUCUUCAUUAUUAAUUGUCCCACCUAUGUAUAGUUCCUUUUUAAUCCAAGAUGAAGAAGAUAAUUCUCAAGAAGAAAUAGGAAGUGACAGAAACAACACAACUAACGAAGCAUCGUUCUUAACAACAUCGAACGAAUCAAAUUUGGACAAACAUUUCUCUGAACUUUCACCAACAUAUCGAAACCAAUCUUCUCAAAUUGCUACAUUAAUGGAAACCACGGAAAUGUCUGGUGAUAUUGAGACAAGUAGUGAACAGCGUUCUUCAUUUGAAAAUCUCAUGGAUACAACAGAUUCAACUUCAUUGACGACUUGGUCAACACCUACAAAACAAGAAGACUUAAUUGAUCGUGUCGGCGAAUAUCAAGGGAACAUAUUAAAAUCUUCAUCAUCGAUUUCAACAAACACAAUAACAUCAAAUAUUUUCGUAAAGAACAAUAUAAAGAAAAGAAAAAUAAAUCCAAUCGAAAAGCGUGAGAAAAUUCUUAUUGUAACGGGAUUACGUGAAGAUAUAAAUAAAACUGAUCUGUAUGAUCAUUUUCUUAGAUCAACUAAAGUGACAAUAAAACAAUGUCAAACAUCAUCGCUCAAAUAUGCUUUUGUUGAACAUAAAACAAGAGAACAAGCAAAAUCAAAUUUUUUAAGACCUAUUAAUUAUAUUCGUCUUGGUUCAGAAUGUGUCGUAAAAUAUGCAGGUGAUACUUCGUUUCUUUCUGGAGAUGGUCGAUUUUAUAAUAAGCAAACAAUUGUAAUUACGAAUAUACCAGAAAAUGUUAGUGAAGAUGAUUUACGUCAUUUAUUUCCUAACUCUCGUGUAUCAAAUUAUGGUCCAGCGAAAAUUGUUCGUCGUAAAUCUAUCUCCAUCGAAAGUUCCGGCAAAAUCAAGACUUUAUGGGGGUAA
Messenger RNA from Adineta steineri, 1710 nucleotides. The record is from the annotation of a GenBank genome assembly. Lineage: Eukaryota; Metazoa; Rotifera; Eurotatoria; Adinetida; Adinetidae.